UAGAACAUCGUUUUAAGUCACAUUAUUUCAUUAGUCAAACAGUCACAUCGGAUCUGCUGGAGGAGACGGUCUCGAGCACUGGGCCAUCAGUGAGCGUCUGAGGAGAAACAAGGUGACCCAUCAGUGCGCGUCUGAGGAUAAAUAAGGUGACCCAUCAGUGAGCGUCUGAGGAGAAACAAGGUGACCCAUCAGUGAGCGUCUGAGGAGAAACAAGGUGACCCAUCACUGAGCGUCUGAGGAGAAACAAGGUGACCCAUCAGUGAGCGUCUGAGGAGAAACAAGGUGACCCAUCAGUAAUCAUGAUUGUACUACGUGUUAUCAUCUUGUUCCUUAUGUGUUCAAACGUAACUGGGCAGUCAUAUCAGAAUUUGGCACGUUUAAAACUGAACCUUUUGCAGAACUAUACAAAGUCUAAUCGUCCGCUUCGAUAUCAAAAUGAUACGCUGUUGGUUUAUAUAGAUGUAUAUUUCCAUAUGGUGGAAGGGUUCAACAUCCUGGAAGGUGUUUUAGGAACACACCUUACCUUCACGCUGCAGUGGACGGAUGAAUUCAUACGUUGGGUCAGUGAAGAAUACGACAACAUCACAGUGAUAAACCUACCCCACCUCGACGUGUGGGUUCCGCAAAUGGUACUGCUGAACCCAUCUUCAGACAACUUCGGCUUCCUAAUCAAAGAAAAGGACAUGCUUCUUGUUCAAUACACCUCUGAAGGCUUUGCGUCGUUGACAUUCGCUACUUAUUUCGAGAGCACGUGUCAACCAUCCCUCAGACAAUAUCCAUUCGACUCUCACACUUGUCACCUGAAUAUAAGCCAUGUAGGCUACAGUAUUGGCGAAGUGAUCUCCGUCCCGUUACAUGUUUAUGAUAAGAGAAAAGGAGAUAGCGGACCAUGGGAUGUUGGCGCGGUAGAAUUAACCGCGAAUUUGCUUAUUCCAGGAGUUGCCGCAUCUAGGUAUGCUGAGUUAUCCAUGCAGUUGUCACGUCGACCAUCUGUUUUACUUUUGAAUCUAAUCUUCCCCAUUUUCAUCCAGAUGAUUAUGAACGUGUUUGUGUUUUACCUUCCAGCUGAGUGUGGAGAGAAGGCAAGCUACUCCAUCACUGUUUUUCUCGCUGUGGAAAUCUUCAUGACUAUCAUCAUGGAUCAGUUACCUCCAUCGUCCUCAGAAACUCCCUUCCUAAACGUUAUCCUCUUUAUGCAUCUCAUUAACACCGCCGUACUAUGCGCGAUGACAACUGUAUCCCUGCUAUUUUAUCAUAGAAGUAACACUAUUAUAAUACCUGAGCGUCUUCGACGAUUUACCAUACGGAUGAGCCUCCGUCAUGGAGACAUACUCACAGGACAACCACCAGAAAACAUGUCCCAAAUGACGGAGCGGGUGAAUCGCGAUAUAACCGAGACGGAUGAUAUCACACACCAUGCUGCUGUGUCGGCUGGCAAUGACCGGCGCCGUGUAUUUCUAACCUGGCAGAGUGUAAGUCGCGCGUUGGACCAUUCUUCUUUCUUCAUCUGUUCCGUAAUGACCAUGUAUCAAUUGGUAUUGGUCUUUCUAAAUGUAUUUUUCUAGUACUACAGUAUAUAUUGAUAUGAGUCGCGUUAUGAAAAAUCAUAAUAAAUUCAACCGAGUUUGUUACCCUUUCGGACUCGCUCAGCUCACUUCAGUCAAAAACAUCAGGUAAUAGCAGUAGACCCAAAUCACUCCUGAGAAUGAUCACAACCAUAAAGAAGUUGGGGAUUAAUCUUAAACUCGAAUGGAUACCAUCGCACUUAAGCAUACUAGGAAAUGAGAGAGCGGAUACACUCGCAAAGGAAUCUUUAGGGUCAGUGUUAUACAUCUUAACGUAGGCUUAAGCAUAUCUGAAGUUGUCAGUAUUGUCAACACCAAGACACAACUGAUAUGACAAGAAAGUUGGUCAAAACUUUCAAAUAAUUGGCUUAGAGCGAUCGAUGAAAAUGUUAAAAGUAAAACACAGCUUUAGAGACAAAAUAAAACAGAAGAUAUCGUCCUUACCAGACUCAGAUUGGGAUAUACCAAAUUAGGACAUAACAUUAGACGCAUAAAAAGGAGAUAAAUCCAGAUUGUUCAAACUGUGGUGAAUCCGAAACCAUAAACCACAUACCAUGUUUAUUGUAGCACUCAAAAUAGCAAUAGGGCAGUUUCACAAGAUGAAGUCGGACAGCUAGAUAAUAUCACUUUUGGUUUAAAAUCGUUAUCAAAUCCACCAAAAAAAUGUAUAUGAAUAUUUGAUCAACAACGUCAUUGCCAUAUAUCAUAUUGAAAAAAAGUCGGUGAUACAAGACAGUUAAAGGUAGGAAAACGCGGGGAUAAUUGUUCUAAUCAUGUAUUCAUACAUUUUGUUUGCCUUUGACAAUGGAACCUUCCUGCAAAAUUGAUUGAAAUUGAGUUGGUGGUUUUAGAAAGAUGUGGUAACCAUGAUUGACAAAAGGCAAUCACAAGAAGUCCACACCAAGACUUUGAUAACUUAAAAAAAAUAUUUUCUAUUUAAAGUUCACAAAUCAUAAAUGUAACACUCACUGCCUACCAAGAAGUUAUAAUGUCCAGUUGUUGUUUAAAUGUCUAUAUGAAAGGCACCAAAUCAUAGGAAAUUUAUGGAGUAGUUAUAUAUAAUUUCGUUGUUUAUGUUUAUUCAUGUUUGAAGUGUGUACUUGUAUCUGAAUUUCAAGUUGUGCUAUUAUUUCCACCAGGAUUUGAAUCUGGGUCAGUUUGUUAACCACUACACUAUAGAAUAUAAAUAGCACAACUAAAUUUUUCAUUCAGAUUUGUUUCAAUUUUUACAUUUUGUUUUGCAUUUAUAUUUACAUUCUCCCUCUGUUUUUCCUAGUAAAUCUUACGUUCUGCUCUUUUUCAUAUUGAAAACUGAUAUAAGAAGAUCCUAACUUUUCCAUGAACAUUAAUUCUAAUUCUAUAAUAUAAUUGUCAAAAACAAAUCCUUGCAUUAUUAGAUUAAUUGCACACAUAUACUGGUACAUGCAAUUCAACUAUGUAUAUAUGCUUAUUCUUGACACAAGUAAUCAAUGUUUUCCCCAGCUGAAUCUACGUUUACUUGAAAUUGACUGAAGAAGACCCUUUUAUUCCUAUAAUUGCCAAAACUUUCCAUUUUAAAUAUAUAUCAUAUACCAGUAUUUGUAUUUUUUUUUCAUUCAAAUGAGACAACAUUGACACAAAUGCAAGAAUUUAAUAAUGUACUAAUUGCCUCGCUUGUUACAGAGGGUGUAUGUUUUGUUAUAGUGUCAUUAACAAAUCUUGAGGCUACUUUGUUCUUCAGUAUUUAAUUUGAUGUUGAAAUAAUUUUUAUGUAUAUUUUUUUAAUUUCUAAUUUAAGAUUUCUCUAAAAUAUUUAAAGUGUAUGAAAUCUCCUAACAUGGAUGUUAAUGAAGCUAUAGGGUUGGAAGCUAUUACUGUACUUAAUAUAUGUAUGUUAUGUUUCGAGUUGCUGAUCUGAGACUCCCUUUGAACCUUAAAUUAACGAUUCAGUCAGUAACCUAUUCCGACAGUGUAAGAUAUACUGAUUUUUAUCUUUAAGAACAAGUCAGAAGAUGACAUUCCAUAGUGUUAUUGUUUUAAUUAGCUCAGGUAGAGUAAGGUAAAAACAAAGACAAGGUGAGCCCUGACCAUUUACCUGAUUGGACACUAAAUGCUAUCAUAAACAAUAGUUGGAUGAAUCUGUUGUGUUUAGUACAUACAAAAACCUAUGACAGCACAGUGUCAGCGGUAAUUAGCCAUGGUGCUGCCAUCUGGGGCAACAUACAUUAUUCGUGUAUAGCAGCAGUUCAGAAUAGAGCUUGUAGAUACUAUUUGGGAGUAGGUCGAUAUACUAAUGCAGCCAGUGUGGGUGAGAUGGGAUAGACAUCGGUCAGUCUUCGUCAGUGUUCAGCUGUAUUUAGGUAUUAUAACCGUCUGUGUAAUAUGUCGGAUAAUAGACUGAACAGUAAGAUUUUUUAAGUGGUCAAAAAACCCUGAGUACGAAUAGACGUAAGAACUGGUAUUUUUUUUUUUUUUAUCAGGGAAAGUCCUCAAAUGUUAGAUAUUGAUAGUUAUAUUGACGUUGUGAAUAAAGACGUUAAAUCACUGUUAACUGACAGUUUUAACAAAGGAUACCAACUGUUCGCAGAAAAAUGGAAAUCAGAUGUUAAUUGAGUGUGCAGUAGAUAUAGCGCAAAUAGUGAACAUACAGUCGCUUUAAAUCGUCUUUCCAAAUUGAAAAGUAUUUACAUGUAUAUAUGAAUAUACCAAAAUCACACAGAAGUAAUUUAACUAACUUCAGGAGUGGUGUUGCACCUAUUCGUAUAGAAACUGACCGCUAUGAGAGAGUACCUGAAAUAGAAAGAACCUUUUUUUUUUAAUUGUAAUAAUGUGGUUGAAUCAGAGUCGCGUCUUUUAUUUGAAUGUAACCUGUAUAAGGAUCUUAGAACGAAGAUGUUUGCAAGAGCAAGGAGCAUGGUUAGUACGUUUGAAAGUCCUACCGAUUCAGAUAAGCUUAUUGGGAUUCUUGGCAACAGUAAACUUAGUAGAAUUACAGCCAAAACCUGCUAAGAAAUACUAAAAAGAAAGCGCAAUUGUAUAUAUAGAUAAGGUUAUAUAUGUCAUGUUGUACUACAAUGUAUAUAUAUAUGCUAUUAAAUGUAACAAGAGGUAUGUACAUUUGCAGUUGUGUAAUUUUGUUCAAAUUUUAAAUGUCAUAUAUAAAUGUAGCUACAUAGAUAUUGUAUUUGUCUUUGGAGUUCAGUUUUUAAAAAACUAUAUGAAUAUUUUAAGUAUCUCUGUAAAAAUAGAGCCAAUCUUAAUCAUGUACUCUUUCUUUAUCAAUAUGUGUCUAGUGAUGACAUUGUACUAGCAGUGACCAAUAUGUGUGAAUGGUAUGGUAGUGAUGAUCAUGAGGUGAUGAAUCAUUGUAUAUUGCAUUAGAAAUUGUAUCUAUCUAUACUGAAAACCUGUUUGUGUAUAUUGGUAUAUAGUCUCUCAUAACUCAAUAUUUAAUGAGUGGUUUUAUUAUGUAUGUAGUUUGACUGAUAAACUGAAUUGUUUCAGUUGUUUUAAUACUGUAUGUUACAACAGGCGAGACAGAAAUAAAAUAUUUGAA
Mizuhopecten yessoensis (Yesso scallop) is the source of this 5100-nucleotide messenger RNA. RefSeq names its product acetylcholine receptor subunit alpha-like. Bases 300 to 1565 code for a protein of 421 amino acids. Gene Ontology annotation, biological process: signal transduction; monoatomic ion transmembrane transport; nervous system process. Gene Ontology annotation, molecular function: neurotransmitter receptor activity; extracellular ligand-gated monoatomic ion channel activity; transmembrane signaling receptor activity. Lineage: Eukaryota; Metazoa; Mollusca; Bivalvia; Pectinida; Pectinidae. The transcript has 2 exons. The record is from RefSeq and is a predicted model, not a curated record. Gene Ontology annotation, cellular component: neuron projection; membrane; synapse.